This is a messenger RNA of Antechinus flavipes (yellow-footed antechinus), 6491 nucleotides long. RefSeq names its product methenyltetrahydrofolate synthetase (gene MTHFS). Lineage: Eukaryota; Metazoa; Chordata; Mammalia; Dasyuromorphia; Dasyuridae. Gene Ontology annotation, molecular function: 5-formyltetrahydrofolate cyclo-ligase activity. The record is from RefSeq and is a predicted model, not a curated record. Gene Ontology annotation, cellular component: mitochondrion. Bases 4630 to 5235 code for a protein of 201 amino acids. The transcript is spliced from 3 exons. Gene Ontology annotation, biological process: tetrahydrofolate interconversion; folic acid-containing compound biosynthetic process.
AAUAGCUAGGUAUUGGAGAUAUAUAUAAAAACAAGAUGUGAUCACAAUUCAUUUUUCUUUUCUUCUUUAGGUUAAAUAUAAAUAAUUCUUUUAACUUCUUCAUAUAAUAUAGAUUCCAGGUCAUUCUUCAUUAUGUUGCUAGAACUAUGACAUCUUGAAACCUUGUGAUGAUUCUUGACCAUUCCAUUGAUUAUCCAACUGUAAUGUAAUACCCCUUUCUCAUAUGGACAUUUUAUUUAUUUAAAGGGGCAGAUAAAGGACAUAUGUGAGAAAGAAAGAAGCAGCUUGUGGAGAAAUAUAAACUGUUUGGAGAGGAUCUGGAAAGAAAAACCCAGCUCUUUAGUACCUGGAGCCACAGUUUUGAGAAAAUCCCAGUGAAAGCAGACUUCCAGAGUCAUUAUUUCCCAGCAGUUAACUUACAUAUAACUGUUUUUAGAACUUGGGAAUUUAUUGCUGGGAAAUUCUGAAUCAAAGAACUGUUUGGGGACCAUGGAUUGUAUGACAAAUUUAGAUUUUCAGUUUUUCAAACUAAUAUAGAAAUAGGUCAUAACACAUGAAUAGGCACUGAUUUGAGACAGGAGAGACAAAUAUGCCAGAAAAUUUAAAAUUAAAGCUGAGACAUCAGAAGCUAGGAAAAGCAAAGCCGUCAGAAAUUGCUAUGUCAAGCCAACCUGACAUGGCAAGGUUCUGCAGUUGAAACUGGGAGCUGAACUGACUGGAGAAAAGAUCUGCUUGAAGCUGGAGAAAAUAAAAUCCUUUGAUGUAAAGUUCUCUAGUACUACCUUAGUUUUAGAGAAGGGACACCAAAAAGAGCUUAUCACUGUUUCAGUGGCCAGAAAGUGGUAGUGAAACAAUUUUUAUCGAAUAGGAAAGUAGAGGCCCAGUGGUGGAAUGUUUCCAUUAUCUUACAGGUAAAGCAAAGUUCAGAUUGUUCCCAAGACUAAAGACAUAAAAAGCCUACCAUCCGGAGUUGCUAGUUGCUAUGGUUUCUGCUUUCUCUAAGUUUGUGCCUACUGUUUCCCAAAGACAUUUCUGUAUCGGUGGGAAAAUGUGAUUCAAGUUUAUAGAUUUAUAGGUUAUAUUUUGUAAGUUCUGUAUUGGUGGAAUAAUGUGGCCUAAAUAUCAUGGUAUGAUUAUUACUAUUUUGUCUUCUACUAGUAAAUAUUUUAUGAUUGUGAUUAAGAGUGAAUGGUGGCCAAUUUGUUUAAAUGUAAGACACUGGGUGGUGAACUGUGAACAGAAGACAUAUGUCUCCAUAGCAUGAUUGUUCUUAGGCCCUGAAAGUAAGUUGUACCAAUAUGGUCACAAUAUUUGUUAAACAUUUCCCAAUUCCGUUUUCAUUCAGUUCAGUCUUUAUUCAACUCCCAGUUGAAUAUCUGACACUCUAUUACAAUGAGAAAUGAAGGGCCUUAUAAAAGGCCACACAGCUAGUAUAUGUCAGAAAUAAGACAUAAUUAGGUUUUACUGUCUCUAAGGUCAACUAUUUUUACUACAACAUGCUAUCAUGACCAUAACAGAAAAUUACAGAAUAUAAAGGAAGUUAUUUACCUUAGAUAUAACAAAUAUGAGAAUUCAGGAAAAAACAGGAAGAUUUAAAAUUAUACACAGUAAAAUAAAUAGAACCAUAUGCACGAUCAUGAUAAAGUACAAUAAAGAAUAAUACAAAACUCAAUGUUGCCUAAUUAUAAUGCUCAAUUUGGGACCCAGGGAAAGGAUCAGAAAAUUAUUUCUGAAAAAGUGUAUGUGUGUCUAAGGAUAAGAAAUAUUUUAUAAACUUGUCAUAUAUGGUUGAUGUAUUGUUUCAUUUUACUAUUUUAAAAAGCCUUUGUUACAAGGGACAAAGUCAAAGUCUUAUUAGUCCUAUGUCCAUUAUUAUUAUUCUUGUUCAUUACUGAGGUCAAAAGCAGCUAGAAUUUAGCCCCAGCUCUGUUGCUGAUUAUGCCCCCAUAUAGCUUUCUAGGCACUCCAUCACCUAGCUGGCCCUCCUCCCAAUGGGUUUCUUAAAUUUUUUUGAGUUUUUGUGUGGAUCCCAGGGCUUCUUGGCCUCUCAUUUUUGGGUUCAACUAUUAUCUCUAUGCAGAUGUCUGUCAAACUGAUCUAUCUAGAUCUUUAUGUCACUUACAAUUGUUAUAUUCAGUCCCAUAGCACCAAUUAUCUACUGGAUAGCUCCAUCUGGAUAUCUCAUUCAUCUCAAUAUCAACAUGUCCAAAAUGAAAUUCAUUCCCCUCUCCUCCCAACCUGAACUAUAUUUCCAACUUCCUUAUUGGUCUCACCUCCAACUUUCACAAAUAAACAGUUACCAAUCAAUCUUUCUACUCUUUCUUCUUAUAGCACUUCUAUAAUUCCAGCACACAGUGCUUUUCAUCUUGAUUAAUAACUUCCUACCUGGUCCUCCCUCAAGUCUCUAUAUGGCUGUCCAAUAAAAAUUCCUAUGAAUUUAAAUCGCAUCACAGUUUAAUUACAUUCUAGUAAUACUUAUAUUCCAUCUCCUAUCUUGGUGAUUUUUGUAUAGGUUUUUCCAAACCUACCUUCUUCCAAGGGUCAGCUCUGGUGCUAUUUACUAAGCAGCAUUUGUUGAUUAACUCAGUUAUUACUUCUUUCUCCCCAUCCCCAAUUACAUAUAUUUUGUUUAAUAGCGUUUUAUUUUCAAAAUACAUGCAAAGGUAGUUUUCAGCAUUCACCCUUGCAAAACCUUGUGUUCCAAAAUUUUCUCCCUUCUUUCUACUUUCCUCCUCUAGACAGCAAAUAAUUUAAGUUAAACAUGUAUAAUUCUUUUAAACAUUUCCACAUUUAUCAUGCUGCACAAGAAAAAUCAGAUCAAAAAGGGGGGAAAAAAGUAAACAACAACAAAAAAGGUGAAAAUACUGUGUUAUGGCCCCUAUUCAGUCCCCAUAGCCCUCUUUCUGGAUUCAGAUGGCUCUCUCCAUUACAAAUUUAUUGGAACUGGCCUGCAUCUCUUCACUGUUGAAAAGAGCCAUAUAUAGCAGAACUGAUCAUCACAUAAUCUUGCUGUUGCUAUGAACAAUAUAUUCUUGACUCUACUCACUUCACUCAGCAUCAGUUCAUGUAAGUCUCUCCAGGUCUUUCUGAAAUCAUCCUCCUAAUCAAUUCUUAUAGAAGAAUAAUAUUUCAAAGUAUUCCUAUACCAUAACUUAUUUAGCCAUUCUCCAACUGAUGAGCAUCCACUCAGUUUCCAGUUCCUUGCCACUACAAAAAGGGAUGUCACAACAUUUUUUACACAUGUGGGUCCCUUUCUCUUUUUAUGAUCUCUUUGGGAUAAAGACUCAGUAGAGACACUGUUGGAUCAGAAGUAUGCAUAGUUUUAUGACACUUUGGGCAUAGUCCCACAUUGUUCUCCGGAAUAAUUGGAUGGGUUUACAACUCCACCCAUGUAUUAGUGUCCCAAUUUUCCCAUAAACCCUCCAACAUUUAUCAUUACUUUUUCCUGUCAUUUUAGCCAAUCUGAAAGAUAUAAAGUGGUACCUCAGUGUUAUCUUUAAUUUGCAUUUCUCUAAUCAAUAGUGAUUUAAAGCAUUUUUAUUAUGACUAAAAAUGACUAAUUUCUUCAUCUGAAAAUUUGUCUGUUCAUAUCCUUCGACUAUUUUAUCAAUUGGAGAAUGGCUUAUUACAUAUAUUUUAUAUUGACCUAAUUGGGUACUGGUUGUUUACCUUCACUAUUUUACUUUUGUUUAUCUCUAACAUUCAGCAUGGAGUCUGGUACAUGGAAGGCACUUAAAGGCUUGUUGAAUUAAUCUUCUCAUCUAUAAGGUUAUACAAACUCAUACUAUACUAUAAGAUCAUGCUACCUCAUAGGAUUGUUGUGGAAAAAGCACUUUGUAGAACCCCCCAAAUUAAAUAUAACGUUAAAAGUGCCUUUACAAUUCUACAUAAAUAGAUGCCAUUACACUUGAUUCUAACGACAAACAAACCUUGAGAAGCAAUGAGAGGUAAGUGGCCUCCCCUUUUACAGGAGGAAAAGAGAAAUAAAGUGAUUAAUCCAAGUUCACAUAGUUAAGUGGCUGUGCUUCCAUCGUGCUUACCUCAACACCCAGUGCAAUACUUUCCUAUUUACCGACUUUCUCACUAUAUCUAACGAUUCUAGAAAAAGGAACAUUCUGAUCUUGCCCAAAUAAGUUUUUAUUCCCAUCUCUAAAAUGAGAGGGAAGACAAAAACAUGUGGGAGGAUAGGCUAGUUAAUUUCCAAAUAACAUUUUAACCCGGACUAUUCAUUAGGGAAGUACAUCCUCCUCUGCAGUAUUCACCUAGGCUCAUAGGAGCCUUGAUUCUUACAACUUAAAGAACUAGUGUGGUGAUAAGAAUACUAGACCCGAAUCCCAGUCCUGCGUGGACUUGGGCAAGUCCCGUAAUCGCUUGGACUGCGAAGGUCCCUGCCAGCUCUGAAUCCCAAGCUCAGUGCAUCCACUUCACCCUUCCAGCUGAGCUCGUCUAAACCUGGGACUCCUCAGCCUAGCACCGGCUAUUACAUUAAGUAUCCCCCAGGUUUCCCGAGGCGCACGAGGGGGGGCGGGGCCUGCUGGGGGGAGGUCGUUUCCGAGGUCAGGUUCAGGUCUCCCUCUCCCCGUGUCAGGUUGGCUGGCUCGGCGGGGCGGGCCCGGUCCGCACUCCAACAUGGCGGCUGCGGCGGCUUUAAGUGGAUUUAAGCGCAACAUGCGGGCCGAGAUGAAGCAGCGGCUGCGGGCGCUCAGCGCCGAGGAACGGCUCCGUCAGUCCCGUCUGCUGACAGAGAAGGUGAUUGCUCACAGUAAAUAUCAAGAGUCUCAGAGAAUUUCAAUCUUUCUAAGCAUGCAGGAUGAAAUUGAGACAGAAGAAAUUAUCAAGGAUAUUUUUAAACAAGGCAAAACAUGUUUUAUCCCUCGAUACAAAUUCAAGAGUAAUCACAUGGAUAUGGUCAAGUUAUUUUCAGCUGAAGAAAUUUUUUCACUUCCCAAAACUUCCUGGAACAUUCAUCAGCCUGGUGAUGAUGAAGUACGGGAGGAGGCUUUGUCCACAGGGGGUUUGGAUCUCAUCUUCAUGCCAGGUCUUGGAUUUGACCAACAGGGAAACCGCCUGGGAAGGGGGAAGGGAUACUAUGACACUUACCUGAAGAGAUGCUUCCAACACCAAAAAAGAAGACCUUACACAAUUGCUUUGGCUUUCAAAGAGCAGAUCUGUGAUGCAGUGCCAGUGGGAGAAGAUGAUAUGAGAAUAGAUGAAGUGCUCUAUGAAGACAGAUAAAUGAAUGAUCUGGGUUUUGUACUCGAGUCAAGUAAAAUGUAUUUCUUUUCUCCUAUCCAGAAAUCAUUUGCAGCUCUACCAUGGUAGGACCAAGAACUGGAUUAGCUUUGGUGUAAUUAGAAAGAAUAUAGUAUGAAAUAUUAGUUAAAAAUCUUGUGAAUGAGAGAAUAAUAGUUAAAAGUGAACAUUUCAUUUAGUGAUUUUUCUUUCUAAUUUCCUGGUGUUAAAAUGAUAAUUUUAUAUCUCCUUUGAAAUGUAAUUUAUGAAUGAGAUUCUGUGGUCCACCUUGCAUGAUGAAGAGAAUUUAAAUUCAUUUAGAGCAAGAAUUGUACUGUCUUAUAACAUGUCCUUUAAUGGCUUUGCUUCAAAUCCUAGGACACAUAGGAAGUUUUGAUAAAUAUUAAUUGCUUUGUUGAUGUUUCUUUCUGGUUCAGACUUUAGGGAGGGCAAAUAAUACUCAUCAUGACUCUAUUAAUCCUCUUCUUUGUUUACCCGACUUGAAAUUUUGUGUUAAACACUUCAUAGCUUUUGUGGGCUAAAGUGAUGAAGUGUGCAACAGAAAUUGCUCAUUGGUUUUGCAGUGUAAUACUAUAAUUCACCAUGAUUAGCCCCUAAAUGCCUCAUUAUAGGAAAGUUACAUGUUAGUAUCCCUAGAUUCUAAUGCCAAGUUCUGAUGUUACAUCAAUUAUAAACUCAGCUUCAUUUAUUUGGGGUUUCUGACUUAAAAUUAAAAUUUGUCUUAGGUUGAAAGUUGGCCAAUUACUUUUCCUCUGGGGAACAUCAUUUUUUUUUUUUUUGUGGCAACAACUUAAAAGUGGCAUUAUUUGAAUAAUUUGUUCAUAAUAGCUUAGAGGAUUAUAUGUAUUUUUAGAUUUCAAGUAGGCUGCAGGAGAACCUCUUCCUUAAAGAAAGGAAGGUAGAAAUAACAACGCUAAGAACAAGGAAGGUGUGGGGUAAGAGGGGAAUUAUCUAGGCUCUAUAAGAACAAAUAUUAUGUUGGUUAAAAAAAAGUGACAAAAGUAAUAUUUUGAAUUACUUUGACUAUAAAUAUCCAUGUUAAAUAUAUGUAAUUAUAAAGUUUCAAUAGUGGUGCUUUUUUAUAAUUAAAACAUUGUCAGAUAAACUUUUUGCUAUAGACUUUGAUCUGGAUUUUUCAUUGUUGGAAGGUUUUUUCUUUUUUUACAUGAAAUCAUGAAUCUAUUACUUAUAAGUUGCACUAAAAAUAUAAUAAAUCAAACACAUUCAUUUCAAAGUUA